AUGAUUGUGAACUUCAGGAGAGCACGGAGCGAUCACUGUCUACUGAAUAUCAAUGGAUCCUCUGUGGAGGUCGUCAAGAGCACCAAAUUCCUUGGUAUUCACCUGGCAGAGAACCUCUCCUGGUCUCUCAACACCAGCUCCUUAACCAGGAAAGCACAGCAGCAUCUCUACUUUCUGCGAAAGCUGAGGAAAGCCCAUCUCCCACCACCCAUUCUCACCACCUUCUACAGAGGGACUAUCAAGAGUAUCAUGAACAGCUGCAUAUACACCUAUCACACCCGCUGCAUCCACAAAGCCACCAGCAUUGUGGACCCCACACACUCUUCACCCACCUGCCUUCUGGCAAGAGUGGAUUGGCGAGCUGAGACUGACUGCAAGAAGGAGGUGGCCAGCAGCGUCUAUGAAUCCAGUGAGCAGUUUGUUGAAAGUGGCCAGAGUGGGGUGGACAUCAGCUGGAAAGUGGGACUGGAUCUCAUCAUCCCUCGAUCAGGAUCUCUCAUGGUAGGAGGUACCCACUCAAAACAGGCCAGUAAAGCUAUGGAGAUGUCCAAGAAGGACAAGUACAGCUUCAUUAAACAGGAGUUCCACUGCAGCUACUACAGGUACCGAGUGGAGAACAGCCCGCCCCUCCAUACGGAGUUUGCACGCAACUUUGAGCUCCUCCCCCCUCAGUAUAACAGUGUCACCAAGAAAGACUACCGCCGCCUACUGGACAUCUACGGGACUCACUUCAUCAGGAAGGUGCAGCUGGGCGGCCGCAUGAGCAGCACCACCGCAUUCCGGUUCUGCCAGGCGGCGCUAAACGGCUACACUGAGACUGAGGUGAAAGACUGCCUGGAGGUGGAGGCCUCCCUGUCCAUAAAGUCUGAUUCUGUUAAAGCUAAGGCUGACUUCUGCGAGCGUGACAAGAAAAAACACAAUAACAAGAACAGCUUCCACAGCCAGUUCACAGAAAGGAUCACUGAAGUAAAGGGAGGUCAGCACAUGGUUUCUGACCUGCUGUUUUCAGACAAGCCUGAAGCCAUGCAGAAGUGGCUGGACAGCCUGAAGACCACACCAGGAAUCAUCACCUACUCUCUCCACCCCCUGCAUUAUCUGGUGCAGAAGCCAGAGGCCAAAAAGGCGGCGCUGAAGAAGGCGGUGGAGGACUACAUCCUGGAGAAGGCCCUAUACAAGCACUGCUCCAAGAAAUGCUCAGGAGGUUCGACACCCAGCAAACAUGACCCCUGCCGCUGUGUCUGUGUGGCCAGCAAAGAAACUGACUGCAACUGCUGUCCAACUAUGCCGGGCCUGGCCCAAGUGACGGUUACGGUGAAGUGGGCCCGGGGCUUGUGGGGAGACUACAAUGGUGAGACCGACAGCUUUGUCUACAUUGCUCUGGCCAGCAAAAAUACCCAGACCAGGGUGAUCCACAACAACAAUAACCCGAUCUGGAACAGCAAGUUCUCAUUUGGUACCAUUCAGCUCUCGUCUGACACAAAGAUGAGGCUGGAAGUGUGGGACGAAGACAAGAUAUGGUACAAACAGUGGAACGACAAGCUGGGAGAGUGCACAAUCAAUCCUGUUAGUGGCUUCCAUGAUGAAAUCUGUCCGCUGAACCAUGGCAACCUCUACUACUCCUAUAAGGUGGAGUGUGCUCCUGGGCUCACGGGAAAGUAUUGCAGAGACUACGCCCCUGCUCCUAUGAACCCCAGACUGGCCGACCUUUACACCUCCCGGAAUGCCUUCAACGUCACGCCCAUUCUCUUGGAGCACCUCAGAAGGGGGCAGUCCAUCGAGGAUCCCCUGCCGUUUCUGUUAUCCCACAGGAGUGAUAAUUAGAUGCUGGGCUCCUCAGGUGGCGAUACUCCUCAUGCUCCUGCUGAGCCGUAAGGGAGGAAGAGAUGAACGCCACAAUGAAGAUGUAGUAGCUGCUUUAGCUCUCCCCUUUCUGCCGCUGUCCAUGCAGCCAAUCCACUUAGCUUAUCCAGGUUGUAUUCCUGAGAAGCAUGCAUUUCUAUUGCAAUAAAAUCAACUGCAACUUUUCUAACUAAUAACUGUGUUGCCUUUUUAAUUACCAUCAUCCUCCUCUCUAAAUGGAGAAUAGCUUUAUUCUUCAUUCUUGAUUGAGUAGCACAGGCUUGUGGGAGUAUUACGCAAAAAUGUUUUGAGGGCAGAACAAGAAAUGAUUGGUUCACAGAGAUAUCCAAUCAGAUCUUGGUCAGAUGUCAGACCAACCAAUCAGAUAUCUUGUUCCAACCUCCUCUAGUUCCUGGACCUCCUUCUUCUACUAUCUAAUUGGUUAUCCCUCUGAACCAAUAAUUUUUCGUUCUACUCCCAAAAAAAAAAUUGCUUUUUGUGCAAUAAAACCCCCAUUCAUGUGGCACAGCCCCCAACAUGCCAUUUAUGCCACACCAUCUUGUACCACCAUGGAUUGCUGAUAAAAAUGUAAAUUCUUAAGAUUUGGUUACUUACUCAGAGGCAGGGGCGCCGUAAGGGGGAGGAAAGCUAGGACG
Molecule: messenger RNA, 2495 nt
Organism: Paramormyrops kingsleyae
Lineage: Eukaryota; Metazoa; Chordata; Actinopteri; Osteoglossiformes; Mormyridae
Source: RefSeq, a predicted model, not a curated record